Daphnia magna is the source of this 2684-nucleotide messenger RNA. RefSeq lists its product as uncharacterized. The record is from RefSeq and is a predicted model, not a curated record. NCBI's taxonomy places the organism in Eukaryota, Metazoa, Arthropoda, Branchiopoda, Diplostraca, Daphniidae. Gene Ontology annotation, molecular function: protein dimerization activity.
CAUUAUUAGACGAUAAGACGCAAGAUAAGACUCGUUUCUAAAAUUGCACGACCUACCUCAACAGUUUAAAAAUUUUACUGCAUACAAUUUAUCCUACUGACUGAAGACUCUGAAGUCUGAAGUACUAAUUUUGUGAUUUAUCACUGAACUAGAAUAUCCCUUCAAGACUUCAUGAUAUCGAGCAAAUGGGGCGUCCAAAAAUGAAUAAGCCUAUACCAACCAAGAAAGGCCAGAGAGGAAGGCCUCGAAAGAACAAUCCCAAACAUCCAUCAUGUGAGCUCGACAAUGAUGUUGGACAAGAAGUUGAAAAUAUCCCAGAAGAACAGGAUAGUAACAUAAGUGAAGAACAAGACGAGAAUGAAGGAGAGCAAGAUGAAUCAAAUACAACAAUUGGUUCCAACUCAAGUGGAAGUUCAAAACCACCACCUGGUAACCUAAUCUCAAACUUUACAAUCCAAAGCUGGCCCUCUUGGCGUAAGAAAUUUUUUACUAACUGGAGAGAAGACACCAAGAAGGUAUACGCCCAAUGCCUGUUUUGUCAAGAUAAACGUUUUUUCUCUGGAUCAAAACAAGCUUACACCAACUUUUCAACUCAUUGUUCAAGAGUUCACUGCGAAGAAUGGCAAAAGUUUACAGCACCAGGAACAGUUCGAAAUCAAGGUUCAAUUAAGCCUUUCACUGUUCAAACUACGAUGCAUAAUUCAAGAAAAAACCAGUUAGACGUAGGGCUCACUCGAGUUGUAAGCGAAGGGAAUCUUUCUCUUAACAUCUUAGCAAACAAAACUGUUCGUGAAUGGAUUGAGAUGGCAGUUCCUGGUUACCAUUUGCCCUCGGUUUAUGUAAUGAGAAACUCACUCAUACCACAAAGAUAUGAACAAAUUAAAGAAUACAUCAAGAAGAAACUGUCAUCCUGCACGGCUUUAUCUAUAAUACUAGAUAUUUGGUCAUGUAAGAGUAUGGUCGGUUACAUUGGCUUUACUUGUUCUGGAGUAUUGAAAACAUAUGAGCCGUUCAAGUGCUUCUUAUCAAUUAGACAAGUCAAAGGGAAACAUACUGGUGAAGCAAUUCUUAAUGAAUAUGAAGAUGUCAUACAGGAGUGGGAUAUUCCAAUUUCAAAGAUCGUUCGAGUCAUCACAGACGGAGGAAGUAACAUGAUACGCGCGUUUAAUAUAAAAUUCCCAACCAAUCAGUCUGAAACUCUCACUCAGUCAUCGGUUGAACAAGUCGAGCGCUCCGAGCCUGAUCCCAAUCCCUCAAUCAAUAUCGCAGAUAGCGAACGUUUGGUGGAAAUCGAAAUUGAGCUUGACGACGAUAGUUCUUUGUGGGGUAGAAUUGAUGAUAUUCAGUUAUCAUGUCAAGAAAUGGACGAGGUUUUCGAUCAGAUGAAUGAAGAGGAAGAAGUAGAAAUGACGGAGGUUGAAAAGUCGUUGCAAGAUAGUUUCUUUGACUUUGGAAGAAGCAACAAUGACUUUAUGCAUUCUCUUAUUCUCCUAUCAACACAUCUUCGCGCGCAUUGUAUUGCACAUUUAUUACAGCUUGUAAUCAAGGAUGGGCUCAAGGCAAUCAACAAAGCUGUAGUCGAUGCCAUGGAUAAAGCUUUUAGUAUCAUCAGUGCGGUGCGCAGGAGUGUGAAUGACACCGAAAUGGUUUAUAAUGCAACAAAAUUACAUCUUCCAGCCAAGAAUGUCACACGAUGGAAUUCACAAUUUUACUCAAUUAAGGGGGUGCUACGGAUGUUAGAAAUCGACCCCUUGAUUCAGACUAAGUUAAAUGCAACAAAAGACAAAUCGAAUCGUAUGACGAGCAGGAUGAUUGCUAUUCUGAAAGAGUUAGUCCUGAUUUUAGAGCCUUUUCAAGAGGCUACUGAUGAUCUACAGGCCGAUUACGAGACACUUGGAAACGUUAUCCCUGCUUAUUUGGACCUACUAAAUAAAGUUAGUUUGACACGGGAAGAAGACGACGGAACUCUUAUCAACAAUCCAAAAAGCCCUUUGGCCGGAAAAAUUAAUCACUGUGCAGAUCUGGCUGAGGCUCUCAAAAAAUCGCUUGAAUCUAGAAUGUCAUUUGUCUUACAAGACACUUUUUAUGUGCUAGGUGCCAUUCUAGAUCCCCGGUUCAAGAAAUGCUGGAUCUCUACAACUUCAAUGUCAGAGUACGCUCUCCUAGAUAGCGUCAGAUUUGAACUGACGUCAAGAUAUUCAAACCUGAAGGACGGUGAAAAUGCAUCUCGCACUCUCAAUCAAGGAAAUGAGGACGAAAGAGCGACUAAUAAAGAAAGUGGUCCAACACCCAGCAAGAAAAAACGGAAUUUGUACAGCAGUAACAGCACUAUCAAUGCUACAGAACGUCCCCCUUCAGCUGGCAGUUCUCAAAUUCUCGAAGAAUUCGAAGUCUAUCUGAACGAGAAAACCCUCCCUAUGGAACAGGAGGAUAAUUCUGGUGUCGUAACACCAACAAGAUCACUUAAAUUUUGGAGUCAAAAUGCUCAUCGUUUUCCUUACUUGUCAUGUGUUGCUAGAGAUAUCUAUGGUUGUCCGGCGUCAUCCGCCAGCAUUGAAAGAGUUUUCAGUACUGCCAGUGAUAUUUUAACGGCAAAGCGAAUGCGAACUAAAGCUGGUUUGUUUGAAAAGUUACUUUUUCUCAAACAUAAUUCAAAGUUGAUCAAUAACCCUGUGGCCUGUUGA